AAGACAGUAGCGUGCAUUCAGAAAGAUGGCAGGCUUCCUGAUGUGCGCAGUGCGUUUUCUAUUUUUAUUUUAUAUUAAUUCGAUCCUUGUGUCACCUGGUCUUACGAACAAACUAGUGCAAACUGUACCGGAGCCUUUAAUUCAAAGUGCCUUGAAUUCUUUGAACGAGGAUUCUCCGACGCAUCACACGUACAAGGGCGGUAACCUGAUUAGUGCGCAAAAAUUGGAUGAGUCCCCAUACAUAGUAUAUAGACUCACGUUCGAUUUAACUCCUGUGUGCAAGGAAUCAUUGGAACCUUGCCCACGAGAAGCAUGCACCGUCGAAGUGAAACAACACGAACUAGGAGACAUAAAUGUUUUACGAGAAUCUAUACAGUGUAUGUAUUUGUAUCCCCAAUUACCACAGGAUGAGCCAAUGCAAAUACAAGAAAAUAAUCAGGAACAGGAGCUUAUUGAAAAUUUGGAUAAACAGAUUGUAAAUAAUCAAAGUGUCGAAUUGGAUCAUGAGAUUCAGAAAACUGGAGAUCACAAUGAUAAACCAUUCAUUGCUAUGAGAGCUACCAGUCCCAACUAUUGUCCAGGAUGUCCUUAUGAAUUAAAUCCAAAUUUACCUGGAGUAGCUGCUUUUCGAGAACAAGUGUCAAGAUCAAUGGACGAAUUGAUCCAAAAUGACUUCAAGCACAAGGUAAUUGACGUUAUUAAAGUAACCCGUGCUGUUCCACCUUCUACUAAUGUAAUACAGUAUCAACUCUUGUUACGCGUGGGAGAAUCUGAUUGUUUAAAGAAUGCAAUAGAACAGUCAGACUGUUCUAUACAAAUAAAUCUUCCUGUGAAGACAUGUUUGGUAACAUUCGAGGAACAACCUUGGCAACAAUCUAGUCGUAAAAUUACAAAGAACAAUUGUACUAUGGAUAACAGUAAAGACAUUGAAGAUAAUAUUAAUUCUUAUUCAACAUUAGGUGUUGAAUCGCUUGUAACACCUAUACCUAACAAACAAGAAAUCAAUGUUGAGAAAGCUGAGGCUUUAGAAAACUUGAAAGAUAUUCUUGACAAUUAUAAUUACAAUACAACUACAGAUGUACAAGAGCAAGAGGAAUCAGAAGUAACAGAACAUCCUAUUGUGAAGGUUUGUCUAAACAAAAGUGACAAUGAUGUGAAAGCUCAAGUAUUUGAAGAUAAAGCUAAAGAAUUUCGUGAGUUUUUAAAAGAUUUUGAUUUGCCUACAAGGGAAGCAAAAUCAAACCCCGAGACAAAUAAAGAAGAAGUUAAAGAAGAAAUCAUUGUACCAAAAAAAGUAUUUGCAGAUUCUGCAACGAAUGAGUCCCGCAAACUGUUUAGGAGUAAAAGAAAAUCUGGUCUUGUCGGUGCACCUAGUAAUACAAAUGUUAAUGAUCCUGAAAUAGUGGAUGCUGUAAAUAAAGGAUUGCAGAAGCUCUCAGACAAUUAUCGAGGUACAAAUGAGCCUAUCAUCACAGAAAUUUUGGAAGCUUCGAAACAAAUAGUAUCAGGAGUGUUAUAUAAAGUAAAAGUUAAAGUGGGUACAAGUACAUGCUCGAAAGGUGCAAAAAAUAAUUGUCAAUUGCAGGAAGAAAGUGAGAUUCAGGAAUGUUUAUUCACUGUAUGGUCUCAACCAUGGAUUGAUCAUGGCUCUCCAGAAAUCACGGUCAACUGUGAUUUAAACAAUCGACAAAAACGAUCCUUACGGGAUAAUAACUUGCAACAAUUACUUAAGAGCCAAAGCAAGCAUGAUCUUGUUGGUGCAUCUCAAAGUAAAGACGUAAACAAUCCCGAGAUACAGAAUCUUGCCAAUAAAGGAUUACAAAAAUUUUCCGAAAAUUCUGAAGGCACAAACGAACCUAUAAUAGCAGAAAUUCUGGAAGCUUCUCAACAAGUAGUAUCAGGAUACUUAUACAAAAUAAGAGUUAAAUUAGGCGCUAGCACUUGCCCAAAGGGCGUUAAAGAUAACUGUCUGUUAAAGAAAGACAGUGAAAUUAAAGAAUGCUUGUUCACGAUAUGGUCUCAGCCAUGGAAAGAUAAUGGAUUACCGGAAAUUGCCAUUAAUUGUGACUUAAGUAACCGACGAAAACGGUCGUUGCGGGGUUCUCAGUAUGUUGAAAAAAUGUUGAACAUAAGCAAGAAUGUUAAGGAGGAAUUUAUGUUUGGAAAUUUCAUCAAUGAGUACGGGAAAACGUACAGUUCAGCUAAGGAAAAACGAAAUCGUUUCAAAAUCUUUCAAAGUAAUUUAAAACUUAUCGAAGAACUGCAGAAUCUGGAACAAGGAACCGCUAAGUACGGUGUUACGAUGUUUGCAGACUUAACACUGAAAGAAUUUAAAGCACAGUACUUGGGCCUUCGACUUGAUUUGAAGCAAGACAACGAAAUACCUCUUCAAGAAGCUGAGAUACCAGAUGUUGAUUUACCACCUAAAUUUGAUUGGCGUGAUUACAACGCGGUUACGCCUGUAAAAAAUCAAGGCCAAUGUGGAUCGUGUUGGGCAUUUUCAGCUACUGGAAAUAUCGAAGGACAGUAUGCAAUUAAACACGGAAAAUUAUUAUCACUAUCGGAACAGGAAUUAGUAGAUUGUGAUACUUUAGACGAUGGAUGCAAUGGAGGAGAGAUGGAAAAUGCUUAUAGAACCAUAGAAAAGUUAGGCGGUCUCGAAUUGGAAACCGAUUAUCCUUACGAUGCCCAAAAUGAAAAGUGCCAGUUCGUUAAAAAUAAAGCCAUGGUAGAAGUUGUCUCUGCUGUAAAUAUUACGUCAAACGAAACAGAGAUGGCACGAUGGUUAGUCAAAAAUGGUCCAAUCGCAAUUGCAAUUAAUGCAAAUGCUAUGCAGUUUUACGUUGGUGGUGUGUCGCAUCCAUUCAAGUUUGUAUGUGACCCCAAAAGCUUAGAUCACGGCGUCCUAAUUGUGGGAUAUGGCACAAGCAAGUAUCCCCUCUUCCACAAAGAAUUACCGUAUUGGACCGUAAAGAAUAGUUGGGGCCCACGAUGGGGCGAAAAAGGCUAUUAUAGGGUGUAUAGAGGAGACGGUACCUGUGGAUUAAAUACAAUGGCUACGAGCGCUAUAGUAGCAUAAUGAAAAUAUUCAUGAAACUAAUGUCUUUCAUAAUAAUAUUUAACUUACUUUAAAUAAAAUUAUUUUUGUUUACUAACGCAAUACGCAUGUUAUAUGAACUUUAUCGCUUUGAUUACGAACAAACGAUGAAAGGCUCUCUUGCAAAGUCACAAACUUGCAACAAAUUAGAUGGGAGUACAGAGUUUUCCACAGUUGUAAUUACUUAGAAACAUAGUAAGGCUUUCGUAAUAAAAAAAUAAAGAAAUACUUGUUACAAUAAUUUUGUGUGUUCACAUUAUACUCAUACCCCGCUAUAACAUUUUAUACUUGCCUUUCGCUGA
Messenger RNA from Dufourea novaeangliae, 3399 nucleotides. RefSeq names its product putative cysteine proteinase CG12163. The record is from RefSeq and is a predicted model, not a curated record. The transcript is spliced from 4 exons. Gene Ontology annotation, molecular function: cysteine-type endopeptidase activity; cysteine-type endopeptidase inhibitor activity. Bases 26 to 3079 code for a protein of 1017 amino acids. Gene Ontology annotation, cellular component: lysosome. Lineage: Eukaryota; Metazoa; Arthropoda; Insecta; Hymenoptera; Halictidae.